AUGAUUUUUGAAAUAUUCAAUUGUUCACCACUUUGUUGUUCAAACAAAACAUUUAAAAACCAAAAACUAAAAAACAAAAAAUCUACAACAACAUUAAAUGAUUAUCUUCAACGUUCUUCCAAUUUAAAUAAAAAAUAUUCAAAUUUUGAGAGAAAUGAUUGGAAAAAAUAUUGUGGAAUUAAAUUACAUGUUUUGGAAGCAACCAAAAUAAUUUCAAUUUUUGGAUGUUUAUUUGCUUUUUUCCCUUUAUUUUUAUUUAAAUUUUCUUUAUUUGAUAUAAAUUAUUUUAAUUUGUUAAUUAAUUGUUUAACUGUAUUUUUGGCUAAUGGAAGUUUGUUUUUGGCAAUUAAACAACGAAAAGCAAUCCUUUGUUUACCUUUUCUUUUAAUUAACGUAAAUUAUUUUAAUUAUUUUGGGCGCUCUCUAAUUUAG
Messenger RNA from Meloidogyne enterolobii, 432 nucleotides. Lineage: Eukaryota; Metazoa; Nematoda; Chromadorea; Rhabditida; Meloidogynidae. The record is from the annotation of a GenBank genome assembly.